This is a messenger RNA of Exophiala xenobiotica, 1020 nucleotides long. RefSeq lists its product as uncharacterized. The transcript is spliced from 2 exons. The record is from RefSeq and is a predicted model, not a curated record. NCBI's taxonomy places the organism in Eukaryota, Fungi, Ascomycota, Eurotiomycetes, Chaetothyriales, Herpotrichiellaceae. Bases 1 to 1020 code for a protein of 339 amino acids.
AUGUUCCCGAGAGAUCUGGUUCAUCAUGCGAGGCAUGCAUUCAACUACCACACCCGCCCGGGUUUGGCCAACACCGAGGCAACUACAGUCACCGAUGAUUCCAGUACGGCGAUGCACACUUCAACCGACUCGGAAAGGACGGCCUCCCCAACGAGCACCGUGACAGAUGCAGACAACCCUCGCGCCGUCGUUCUAUAUCCAACUGGACAGCCAACGAUAAACAAUAUAGACACUGUCGAGGUUACAUACGAUACAAUAUGGGGAAAUGCCAAGUUCACAUUGUUUUGUGCCAUCGAUGAAGGGGCAAAUGAAUGGGCGCUGGCCGAGAUCAAGUUGGCCCAGCCCAAUGGGACAUAUACUAUCUCACCGAUCCAAGCAGGGAUGAAGAUACCUCAGUUUCCAGUAUACUGCGGAAUGUUGUUGUACAAUGCGAUGAAUGUAUCAGACUCGACGACAGGAGGUGGCUUCACGAUGACCAGUACUAUGGGGGCGGUCUCCACCUACGGCAUGACAGUGACGACGGCAAUGAGUAGUUCCACGACCGGAUCGUCAAUCUCCACGACUACAGGAAGCUCGACUGGAAGCAUGACUGGAAGCAGGUCAGAGUCGGCGCCAACUUCACGCCUUACAGCAACGCCGUUGGUUUCUUCUUCUACAGCAUCCGAGACAGGUGUUUCAGCGGCAUCAUCUUCUACUGCGCUAAGUGCUGGUGCCAAAGCAGGUAUUGCUAUUGGUAUAAUUCUUGGAGCCAUAGCACUGCUCGCGGCGACAUUCUUCUUCUUCCGACUACGGAAGCGAAUCAACCGAGUGGAAGAUAUGGUGAAACUAGGAAGCACAGCAUCUCCCGAGAGAGAGCCGUCUUCCGAGAAGCCUGUAACGCCAAUGCCUGGUGGAACUACCAGUUUGACAUCUCCGGCUGUAUUCGCGAUGGGCGGAAAUCUCAAUCGAAAUUCAGAGGACUGGAGACGAUUCUUUGGCAGUGCAAGCAACCCACGGUCACAAACACCGACAUCCACCUAG